Messenger RNA from Pieris brassicae (large cabbage white), 2052 nucleotides. RefSeq names its product leucine-rich repeat-containing protein let-4-like (gene caps). The coding region runs from base 403 to 2052 and encodes 549 amino acids. The transcript is spliced from 8 exons. Gene Ontology annotation, molecular function: protein binding. Gene Ontology annotation, cellular component: extracellular matrix. Lineage: Eukaryota; Metazoa; Arthropoda; Insecta; Lepidoptera; Pieridae. The record is from RefSeq and is a predicted model, not a curated record.
GCCGCUCAGUCAUUCAGCUGCCGCCGUGCAGAGUGGAUAUGUUGCUAUUCCUCUUCACAGCCGCGUAUUAUUCUUCGUAAUUUUUAAAACUAGUGUGACGUGUAUGAAAUUACAACUGUUUAUCUUUUACCGAGUACAUGUGCAAAUAAUGUGUUGUGUUACAAACGUGUUUGUUAUACUAAUGUGAAUUUGACUUGGAAAUUACUCAAGCCGGUUUCGAGGUAAAUUUUGUGUUCAAUAAUAUACGACGCUGUGAAAAUAUACGGCGGUAAUGAUUUCAUUCAACAACACACCCUGGAAACUAAUAAUCUGGAACGUUUAGGCGACUCCCAACUAUGUAAGAGAACUGAUGACAGCUGCUGAUUUGUUCACCGUUCUCCAAAUACUACAACAAAGAUAACAAUGAAAGGCAUCGGAAGACACGCACACAGCGACGCCUCCUUCAGAAUAUCCACGAUGGCACGGGCGCGCUGUGCGACCAGGCUUCUUGAGGUCAUCGCGUCGAAUGUCUUAUGUGUGAUCAUGUGGUCUAUGGCGCUGUUGAUUUGGAGCGGAGGCGCGACUGCGCUGGCCAACUGCCCGGGCGGCUGCAGUUGCAACGACGACACACUGGUGGUUCUGUGCGAGGAGAGCCGCCUCGACGUGUUGCCCAUUGCGCUCAACCCCUCCAUCCAGCGCCUAAUCAUCCGCAACAACAAGAUCAAGACUAUAGACGCAUCUUUGCAGUUCUACACUGAGCUACAACACCUAGACUUAUCGCAGAACCAUCUCGUCAAUAUACCCCCGAAGUCGUUUUCGUUUCAGAAGAAAUUACAAGAGUUGCAUUUGAAUCAUAACAAAUUGUCGUCCGUUUCCAACGCCACUUUCCAAGGACUCAACUCUCUCACUGUUCUUAAUUUAAAACACAACUUUUUAGAAGAGCUUACAAAUGGCGUUUUCACCACACUGCCGCGCCUAGAAGAGCUAAACUUAGGGCAGAAUCGUAUAUCCAGAAUCGAUCCGAAGGCAUUUUCUGGACUAUCCGCGUUGAGGAUUCUUUAUUUAGAUGAUAACCAGUUAAGUUCAGUGCCGACCACGUCUUUUACCCUGCUAGGGAGCCUUGCCGAGCUUCACGUGGGGCUUAACGCAUUCUCCUAUCUACCAGACGAUGCUUUCGCCGGACUCAAUAGGCUUGCCGUACUCGAUCUUAACGGAGCCGGUCUCUCGAAUAUUAGCGAGUAUGCUUUCAGAGGUCUUCCAGGUCUAAGAAGUCUAAAUUUAUUCGGUAAUCGCUUGACAGCGGUGCCCACAGAACAAUUGUCCAGUUUGACGCGGUUAGAAGAACUUUACCUGGGGCAGAAUGACUUCAUCGCUUUGGAAAUUCAUUCUUUCAAAGGAUUAAAGAACUUACGACUAAUAGAUAUAACGGGUGCGACGCAGCUCGAGAGAACAAGUAAAGGCACCUUCGAAGACAAUUUAAACUUAGAAACAAUUGUUCUAUCCAAUAACAAGAAAUUAUCUGUCAUAGAGGAGGGGAGCAUGCUGGGCCUUCCUAAGUUGAGGCAUUUGUCGUUGCGAGACAACGCCAUUAUAGCCCUGAGCGAAACGACUUUUAUCGGUAAGGAGCUGAGGCAACUGGAUUUGACAGACAACCCGAUCUUCUGCGAUUGCCAACUGCUCUGGCUCCGGGAACUGUUGAACGACAAAAGCAAUUUUACACAAAUCCAGUGUGCGAGCCCCGAAAACCUUAAAGACAAAUAUUUACGGACUCUCAACGCCGACGACCUGGGUUGCGUCCUUCACGACUCGCGCCAGCAGACGAUCAUCUGCAUCAUCGUAGUGGCCUGCGUCGCGUCCGUCGCGACCUUAGUUCUAGUUCUGUACAGAUAUCGGAAGAGCAUGCAAGAAAAACUGAAGGACUACAAAUGGAAUAAGGGAAGAAAAAACUUAGACUACCACAAGCCGAUCUCGACCGAGGAGGACUGCAUCGUGCGCGGCAUCCAUCCCUCGCACUACCCCGCGCCACCUCCGCACGCGUCCGGCCUCAGGCCCAUUCCGGUGACGGAACUGUAG